Messenger RNA from Saccharomyces mikatae IFO 1815, 2043 nucleotides. RefSeq names its product Avt3p (gene AVT3). Bases 1 to 2043 code for a protein of 680 amino acids. The transcript has a single exon. Gene Ontology annotation, biological process: amino acid transmembrane transport. The record is from RefSeq and is a predicted model, not a curated record. Gene Ontology annotation, molecular function: amino acid transmembrane transporter activity. Lineage: Eukaryota; Fungi; Ascomycota; Saccharomycetes; Saccharomycetales; Saccharomycetaceae.
AUGAAUAACAAGGAAGCUUCAAACGACUCCGGAAGAAUGCAGAGCAACGAUGACGAAAAUAAUAACAACAAUGCAACAACUGGAGGCAGCAGUGAAAACAGCAAUGGCAAUAGCAGAAGUAGAAGCAGGAGCAGAAAAUCUAGUGGGACUGCAGGCGGUCUGCUGAAAAACGCACCACUGAUUGUAAACAAUGAAGCGGUGCAUGUCAGUGUGCCAGCGGCGUCGCACACGACAGGUAAUAAUGGUACGCUUGAUGUAAGUAUAAAUAAUCCUGAUCCACAGGUGGUGGAUGCUGUGGCACGCCACUUGAUAAGAAACCCGACGAACAGCCUACACUUGCAAGGUGGGGACAUCACGAGAGAUCUGUACAAGUGGACGAACGAACACCCUUCGUCACCAUCACAGUAUCAGUACCCGAACCAACCUGCGCUUUCCACCUCUAUACCUUCACAAGCACCCUCAUUCUCGAACCGCAAAAGAUCGAUGAGUUUUUCUGCAGCUUCUGUAACAUCGUCCUCUCACCUUCAUAACAACUUAGAGGCGAAUGCAAAUACUCUAGCCGGAAUUGGUCUGACACCCGGGUCGAUGACGCACGAAGAGAUGAGGGCUCCUGGCGGGUUCAGAAGAUCUUUUAUCAUACAAAAGCACAGGAAACACAACGUCCAUGCGCCUAUACCGAAUUUUUUCACGAAGAACUUUAUUGAGUUUUUGACCCUGUAUGGCCACUUUGCCGGUGAAGAUUUAUCGGAGGAAGAAGAGGAGGAAGAAACUGAAGAGGAGCCAGAGGAGGAGGCUUUGGAAACGGAAAGCACUCAGCUGAUUUCUCGCGAACACGAGCGCCAUCCGCACAAAUCUUCAACAGUGAAAGCGGUACUGCUCCUGCUGAAGUCAUUCGUUGGAACGGGUGUGCUUUUCCUGCCCAAGGCUUUUCAUAACGGUGGCUGGGGGUUCAGUGCUAUUUGUUUGCUUUCAUGUGCUCUCGUUUCGUAUGGAUGUUUUGUGUCGUUGAUUACUACCAAGGACAAAGUAGGCGUCGAUGGGUAUGGUGACAUGGGUCGCAUUCUCUAUGGGCCAAAGAUGAAAUUCGCCAUUCUUUUAUCCAUUGCCUUAUCACAAAUCGGAUUCUCCGCUGCGUAUACGGUUUUCACUGCAACUAAUUUGCAAGUGUUUUGUGAAAAUUUCUUCCAUUUGAAACCGGGCAGCAUCAGCCUGGCCACUUAUAUAUUUGCGCAAGUACUCAUUUUUGUUCCACUGUCUUUGACAAGAAAUAUAGCCAAAUUGAGUGGGACUGCGUUGAUAGCGGACCUAUUUAUUCUACUGGGGUUGGUGUAUGUUUACGUUUACUCCAUUUAUUACAUCGCCGUUAAUGGAAUUGCAUCCGAUACGAUGCUAAUGUUCAACAAAGCGGACUGGUCUUUGUUCAUCGGUACCGCCAUAUUCACAUUUGAAGGCAUAGGCCUACUUAUCCCCAUUCAGGAGUCGAUGAAACACCCAAACCAUUUCCGACCAUCUCUCUCAGCAGUGAUGUGUAUUGUUGCGGUGGUUUUUAUAUCCUGUGGUCUCUUGUGCUAUGCAGCUUUUGGAUCAGAUGUUAAAACCGUCGUUCUAUUGAAUUUCCCGCAAGAUACUUCUUAUACUCUCACCGUUCAAUUACUGUAUGCAUUAGCCAUAUUAUUAUCCACGCCGUUGCAGUUAUUUCCAGCAAUACGUAUUUUGGAAAAUUGGACUUUCCCCUCAAAUGCAUCUGGUAAACACAACCCGAAAGUCAAAUGGUUGAAGAACUAUUUCCGUUGUGCUAUUGUCGUUUUGACAUCCGUUCUUGCAUGGGUAGGCGCCAAUGAUUUAGACAAGUUCGUAUCGCUGGUGGGCUCCUUCGCGUGUAUCCCAUUGAUAUACAUAUACCCACCAUUACUACACUACAAGGCAUCCAGCAUAUCUGGGACUUCAAGAGCAAGACUUCUCCUGGAUUUAAUUGUCAUAGUGUUUGGAGUGGCUGUCAUGGUCUACACGUCAUGGCAAACUAUUAAAAUGUGGAGCAAGUAA